AAAUAAAUAAAUAAAAUAAAUAAAUAAAUAAAUAAAAUAAAUAAAUAAAACACAACCGAUCAUUGGUCUCGAGAGAUAGCAAUCCAAAAAGCAACUGAAAAUUACCCAUUGCCCAUUUUAUAAUCAUCACUGCUGGAAUAAGAAGCAGAACUUCUCGACCAAGCCCUGUAUAUAAGAAUACUACAAUCACUCGAUGAAGAUAAUUUAAGAUUUUUAGCAGCACUUCUAGUUAAUCGGCGAUACGAGAGAAAUAUACAAGAGAAAUAUAAAUAAAACAAGGUUAAUGAGGGGUUAAACGCAAAUUACAAAAAAACAAAGAACUUUACAACUCACAUUUGUGUCUUCUGGUAUUUUGUUCUCGUUGCAUAAUUUCAAAGCUUCUGCAUCGCAUAUUGGAACAGUUGGCUCACCCAUUUUUUACUCACAAAAUUUUGACUUAUUGCCUUAACUAAUGAAUUGUAAAAUCUAAACUAUAAACUAAACUAUUUGCCACAAAACAUAUGGACGGACUAUUUGCCACAGUCAAUAUGUCAAUGUCAGUUACAUAAAUUGUCCAAGUCACAGAACCAAUAACACUGAAAUUAAAGAGCGACAAAUACAUGACAAACCAAUAUCCCUAUCUGCCAUCUUUCUCUUUACAGCUAGUUAGUCAUCCUGCAGGUUCAUAGGAUGCAGGUUUUUUAUAAGAAGGUGCUAAGAACCACCUAUAAUUACAGAGUGGUGGACUGUAAUACCUAAAAAAAAUAUACAGACAGGAAAAUACGUACGGACAGGAAAAUGGCGGAUAGUUUUUUAAAUUCGUGGAUUCCUUUUUUUGAUUACACUUCGUCUUCAUACCAUAAGACAUCUUAACCGCUCCCUCAAGAUGUGGCGAAUGCCUUACAAAGCACAUCGUGUGGGAAAGCGCUGACGGAUUGGAUGUGUCCAACGUUCACCACAUGGCACGUUCGGACUCUUGUCGGUAAAUUUGACCCGCGUCAAAGGACGUUACAACGUUGAAGCAUGGUUCGUUACGCUCCCACACGAGAUAUCAUGUGUUUGAUGGUUUUAGGUCAGAACCAGUAGCGGCGACAAACAUUAUUUAUUUGUUUGCUGUGAUUGUGGUGUGGGAAGUAUUUUGAUUUGAAUACCUACCUAUUCAUAAUAAUGUAUGCUCCGUAACUAACUUUUGAGAAGAACGAAUUAAAUUAGUAUAUAUACAAAACAUAGGCUGUCGUAACAGCACUUUUUUCAUAUUGCUAAUAUUUUGUACGUUUCGCAGAUAAGUUAUGGCUGGCCUAAGAAUAUGUAUUUUAGUAAAUUAUUAAUUAUCAAGUGCUUACAGUUGUUUCAUUGUAACGUCCUGUUGCAAUGCAAGACUAGUUGAGAAAUAUUUGUCUUGCAUUUCAUAACAAACGAAAAAGAUCGUAACUCCAAAAAUACUAUCACGAUUUUAAUACAAUUUUGACCCUAGGUUACUACUAUGAAAAUGAAGAGGGUAUGCAGUUUUUGAAAAUCGGUACAGUGGCUAUCGUCUAAAAACAAACAAAAAACGGUCAAACUUCGUUUCUCGACAUUUUUGAGGCUUCUGACAGACUUAAGUCUUGAUCGCUGAGGACAGAUCUGAAAUUAUUUUUCGGCUCUCGAAAAAAUUGUUUCAUCUUUUAUUUUGUAUAAUUUUUCCUUCAGUUGUUAAGGUUCAAGUGCGACACUGACACCGAUAUUAGAUGUUCGCACCACCAUGCAUCGAACGUCUGAGACUAAAAAGUUCCUCCUAUCUUGUAGGAGACACACUUGCCAAUUGUGGGGUGUCGAACGCUGUAAACAACGUUGGAAGCAUCGUGUGGGACCCGAAUUACACAUGUCAUGUUGACGUUGACAAAUGUCAGCAUAUUUUCCUGUCACUUUGACAGGUGCUCAAAUUCAAAUUGUGCCGGUUGGUUAACGCACGUAAAUAAACUUUCAAGACCUGUUUUUUGUCGUUUUCAAUUUUCAUCUUACACAAGAAGAGAAUAAGAGCACCAGAAUAUUUUGGUCCUCAUUGUCCAAUAUGGGUGACUUUGAAAUAGAGACUGGGUUUGUUUCUGCUGAUGAAACCAUCAAUUUUGGAACAAGAUGUAUGGGGAUGGAUAGUUUGUAUGAAACUGCCACAGUAGCCUGUAUCAAAACUACUGGGGCGAACCAGGUAUCAGAUGUUAAUCUCAACUGUAUAAUAAAUAAUAAUAGAGUCAUAUUUUGUGCAAACACCUCUUUAAAAUUAUUUAAAGAUACAACAUUAAAUAAUAUUGCAUUUGCUGCAACAUUCAGCUUUCCAAUUGUUGGAAUUAGCAUUUGGGGUGAUGCGUUUCUCAUCGUUUGCUUGAGCAAUGCAAAUUUCAAGGUUUUUAACAUCCAAGACUUUAAUGACGUGAAACUAGUCACAGCUGGAUCUAUUGUAGACGGCAGUUCUGGUGAUGGUGUCGAUAAGGAAUGCCUUAAAGUUUUUACUGAACUUCGUUUUGAUGAAAUCAUUAGCUUUUUAGUUAUUCUGAGAAAUGGGAAAAUUUUCAGAAUAAAACUAGAAACAGGAGAUCGGUCAAAUACAUCUGUCGACGAGAUGUUCGACUUGGAUUUUGAAACGAAUACGGCCAGUUAUAGUUAUCCAUUUGUACUGUUAGAUGGAUCAAAAUCCGCCAUUGUGAAUACAGAAACAAAUACGGUUCUAGCGGAUGGGCCUUAUCAUAUCAAAAGUGUAUGCCCAUUGGAGAACAAAUUCCUCUGCUUAGGUGAUGACGGGCAUCUUUAUAAAGUAUGCUGUUUGACAGCACUUGCUUUUGAGCUUGAAUAUGAUGCUUUAUUGGAGGAUUUACUGGUGUUAGAGGAAAAUGGAAAAGAAUCGAUAUUUGUCGUUACAAGAAAGAAUGAGAAAGGCGAAAUGUUCAUAAAACUUCUGCAACCAAAUUUCUCGCAAGUAUUUUCUGUUCAGCUGUUUCAUCCUGUCUACCUGGUGCCAUGCAUAGUGUCAGACGAAAUGUACCUAAUAUCGAAAGCUCACAAUGAUACUGGAUUGGAGUUGCGGUUCCAAUAUAUCUACGAGGUGGAACCCGAAUUAAGGCUCAAAAAACUCGUGCGUAGGCAGAGGUUUCAAGAAGCCGAACAGUUCGCUAAAACUUUCAAUAUCAGCAACGAAAUUGUUUUGAAGGCAAAAGUAGAACAAAUAAUCGAGAAAACGGAUUGUGAUACCGACGACAUUGAACAUUUACUUGUACUGUUAGAUGGAAUACAAGACGAUCUGUUUAAAUUGUGCGUGUGCAAUAAAGUUGAUUGCAGGCAAUUAGCUGAUCUUAGAAAGUUGUAUAAGUACGGAUCCAGUAUUUCGUUAGAAAAAAAGGAUGAGGAUGCGGAAUUACAAAGACAACUUCUCUCGGAGUUACUCUUCAAAUUUGAUACUUUCAUGGCUCUCUCUUGCAAACAUACGAUCAAUUCUUGGAACGAGUUUGCCACUUGCAAUCUUAUCAAUAAAGUGAAAUACUUCCUCAAGCAGCACAUCGUUGAAGACGCAAUAAUUGUUUAUAGCAGAUUAAAUCAAGACACAAUAGGAAAAGAUAUGACGGAAGAGAACAUUGAAGACAUAGUAACGAUAAUCAAUAAUCUACCCACGACUAAGUGCACUCAGUUUUUAUCAACAUUCAUCCCAGUGACUAUGUCACAUAGACCGUCUGCACUACCGAUUUUUGUGGAUUGGUUGCGGAACAAGAUCGUACACUUCGAGGAAAGAGACGCCGAACACUUCCCAGAGAAUGGGAUUGAUUUUGCCAACAUUAUUUUUAAAUUACUGAGGGUAGACGAGAAAAACUCAAUACUGUUUCAGUGGCAAUGCACUCUGUAUCAGAAACCUAUAAAUGAUCUUCGUAAAUUGAUAGAUGGAUUGAAGAUAUUGCAGAAUCUCAAGAAUUCGUAUGGUAUCAAAGUGUCUCUAGUGACAUACUUACAGGGUCCAAAAGACUUGAUUACCACUCUGUUAGGUAUAGUGAUGAAACCUGAAAAGUACGAUAUAUUUUUCGAAGAAUUUCUCUACAGUUACAUCAUUCAGAAUCAGUUCGACCCAAAUAAAAUUAUUUAUGAGAAAAUUAAGCAACUCUUGGAAUACGGCAACACGUGGAUGGCAAUGAUAGAAACUAUCAUUAAAUACAUCGACUCGAUGACAGUAAAGCUACAAGCAGUGAAAGAUAUCCUUAUUACCGCACCAGUGCCUUGGAUGGACGUUACAAAAAGGAUAGCAUUGAGUGCGGUGGUCCAUUGUAAUCAUUAUAUGGCUGAAGAAAUAAUCAGUAUGCUGGAAGAAGAGCCUGGAUUCAUUGUGCUCAAAAAGCCUGUGUACGAAAUCAACGUGAACAAUCAUAAGGAUGUUGGCAGGGCAGAUCAAAUAGUUAAUCGCAUGAUAUAUGUAAAUGAACCAACACUGAUAGAAGAUGUAUUUAAAGUAUACAAUACAGGAAAACUGAGAGACAGAGCAUCAUUUUGUCUGCUAAAGCACUAUAUUGGUAUUGGUGAUAUGGAAAAAAUGGAGUACAUCUUCACCCAACAUUGUACGAAAGCUGUAUGUAAAAAAAUGUUAAUCCACUGUGAGACAGUUUUCUUUGCAAAGUAUCACAAACAGGACUUUAAAGACAACUUCUACAGUUCCCUUAAGUUUAUAUUCGACAAGUUGAUGAUGAUGUCUGAUACGGAUUAUGAGAAAACGAGCCACAAAGAACACUACAAUGUGAUCAGUGGAGUCUAUAAUGCCAACAAAAUGUUUCAAAAGGAAUUCAAGAUAUUCGAUUGGCUGAGGGUGAAAAGAAGAAAGGCUAUAUAUGAUGACAUUAUAGAAAACAUUGAAGAAUAUUAUUGUACAGACUCGUCAACGUUCGAUGAUCUCCUGCAAUUUUCUAAAAAACUAGCGAUGUACUUUUUACUGGAUGAAGAUAAAGUUCUAAUUGAUAUUUGCGACAGAAUCGGCAAACUUGAGUACGUAAUAAAGGUAUCCACACAUUUGAACGAGAACGAGUCCGACCCUGAGUACCUUUGCUCAGCCGCGCUACUGAUACUCAAGUAUUUGGGCCACACAAAUAUGUUGGAGGAAACGUUUAACAUGUCAAUGAAUCUGGGAACUGUCAAUGCUGUGGAGGAAACUGAAAAUGAAGCAAUAGCUGUCAGGUUAUCGCGGGAGUUAGUAGCAAAAGCACUAGUGAAAGCAGAAAGGCCAACUUUUCGCAAAAUAAUGGAGGUGUUUAAGUGGAUAGAUUGUUAUUUCUUUUUAACGAAAUAUAACGAUAUACCAGACACUGAAAUAUUCGGUAAAAUUUACCAUGAACAACCUAGUGCGAGCAGUGUGGUGUUCCGCGAGGUAAAAAACUAUCUGGAAAUAUAUGUCAGUAGCAAAGGAUCAAAUCAUUCAACGCAUAUGACUUACAUCAAAGGCUACAAUUUGAACAUGGCUGCUUUUACACUGGAAGACAUUUUGUAUCAAAUGACAUCUUUACCGCUCAUUGUCAACAACAUGUGCAGGGAAGGUCUCCAAUUGACCGCUUUCAAUUUAAUAACGACCCUGAAAUCCUGCUUCACCGAUCCAGAUGCUGAUCCCCAAAUCGAACAAUCUCUGAAAGAGGCCGAAGACAAAUGCGUCUUUCAAUUGAUCCUUGCUGUGCUAAAUGCAGAAGAAGUGGAUGGCGAUCUGCUUUUCCGUUUGCUAUUACUGAGAAGGACGGAUUAUCUUAAACUGUUGGAAUAUUUGCUCAGAAAUUACAAGAGGCAAUUCAAGAAAUUCCAGUUGAUAUGCGCUGUGGGUUUGAGAGCUGUUACUCACUUGGAAGAGGUUAAUUGGAAGGGGAAAGCGACCUUGGUCAAGCAAGGGCUCCAUUGCAAAUGGUGGAAAAAGAUGCGGGAUCAAAUUCAAGGAAAGGUGCCAUAUGAUGAAUUCUUCAGAAUGAAAGAUGAUAAACGACUGGAACGGUUGAUCAAACUACAAGUCUUGAACCUGGAUUUAGUAAAAGAAUAUUGUGUUGAUUACCAUUUCCCAACAGAGAUGUACCUCAAGGAAUAUCUAAAAAGCUCACUUCUGAACUGGAAACUUGAAUACGAUAUCAUAACAGGACUGGACGGACAGCGAACGAUAACUGCAAAAAAUGAUGACAACGAUUUGCUGAAAAAGUGUAUGGAUGUUAUUGAUGCUGCCGAAGACAAAAAAUCAUGCUUUGUGCUGCUUGAAUCUACCUUAGGCAAGAUUAGCUGUUAUCAAUACGAGGUUUUCAUCUGCAUCAACACGAUCCUUGAAAAUAGUAUCCCAUCUGCGACCAUACAAAGCCGCUUGAGCUUGCUGUCGUUUCUACAAAACUACACACGCUGCAAUAGCCCCAGUCAAAGAGAGAAAGAAGAAUGGUACAGCGCUUUUCCAGAGAAUUUUGCCUUAGAUCCAUUAUCUGAAUUUCGCCUACCCUUCACAAAGUUAUUAUUCACCGAAGACAUCUGGAGUAUAGUCAGGCCUGAAGUUAAUCUCAAAACAUACAAACGGUGGUUUGGAGCUGCUGAAUUUCUGCCCGAUGUCUUGAAGAAGGAUGACAUUUGUAUAUAUGCUGUGAAGCAAGUGGUUUCCAGUGGAGUUUUGAAGACCGAUAUUCAAGAUAGAUGGAUCUUAUAUCCAAAGUUCAAGGAUCUCCUAGCUGAUGUGAAUGACUGUGUCCAACAUAUAGUCAACUUAGAACGAGCCACGUCUUUGGUUUAUCACCUUAUGUAUCAUAUUCCGAAUGGAGCAGAUAAAGUAGAUGCAGCAAGAAUGAGUUAUGCAUAUGCCAAAAAAUAUAGGCAAGCUAAUCCUGACGUAGCCGAGGUAGAAAACUCUUUCGUCAAGGUUAAAGCAAAAUAUUUUCAAUAUUCAGCAAUGCACAUAUUAUACAAGUAUAACUUGGCCGACGAUAACUACUUAGAGUUGUUACAAAAUCCAGAAGCUCUCAUUGAAGCAUUGUAUAUGGAUCCACGAAUAAUUGAACAUUCAGAAUUUGUGGACUUUUUCACCAGCGGAGGACCAGAUAUAAAUCGGGCUGUAGAAGAGCUGGCAAUGUUUUUCAAAUUGGACAUUCUCGCAUUACGCUUCAAGCUAUUACAAGACUGGUUGAAGAACUCUUAUAUGUCGAUCGACACCGAUUCUUCAUUUUAUGUACCGAACAUGAUUGGUCAAACAAGCUCAAUCCCAAUAAAUGAUAGCAAUGUUAAAAGGGCCAUAUAUCUAUCUAAGAGUGGCAAUCUAGAGUUCUAUCAAGAUUAUUUGAUCAAAGUUACAAUAGAAGAACCUGAAACUGGAGUACAAGAAAGCUUUGAUUUCAAAGCCAAAGCAUUGAAAUGCUUGUGUGCAAUUACUGAUGAAAGAACUGUUACCAAACUCACGAAAGUUUCAUACACUGAGAUACUCAACAUGAUAGACACCCUGAUGCUCCUGAGUGAUUUAGAGUCCUUGGGCAUAGUCUUGGAUUUACAGUCUCUGCGUGAAAGUAAUAAAAGGAGCUUCUAAAGAGGCUUUAUCUGAUCAAGAAACCUCUAGCUGUUAAGGUGAUGGGUAAUCUAUGUAUGAUGUAUACCAUAGAAGAUGUUCGAUACUGGAAUUUCAUCGUGAAUAAUGCCAUCAAGUUGAACAUGGUACGUGAAUUGAAAACAUACGUAGAAUUCCUAAGAGAAAAAUGUGAUAGAACUCAACUAUACCAAAUUGCAUGGCAAGCAAUAGUCGAAGACGCCUUUCAUCAAGCUUCUAUCGCAUCAAGUGACAAUUUGGAAGAAAGGCUGAUAAGCAACUUUUUAAUGCUACAGUCAUGCCCUGUCUCCCAGUCUCUUAACUAUGAGAAAAUUAUGCAGUUAUGUCAGAAUUUAGGAAAGCACGAAUAUGCUGCAUUACUCUUACAAUAUGUACCAGAAGAACGUAGAAAUAGAUUUUAUGAGUAUUUUUCUACCAAAAACAGUAUAUUACGAGAUUUAGAAAAAUUGGAGAUGCGAGGCUUGUGUGGUACUAAAAAAGUGAGACAGUGGCUAAGUUCGCGCUAAGAGGUCAUAUUUGAUAUAUUCCAAUGUGCAUUUAUAUUUAAUCUUUUUUCAAUAAAUGAAGUUCCAUAAAA
Messenger RNA from Acanthoscelides obtectus, 8099 nucleotides. The record is from the annotation of a GenBank genome assembly. Lineage: Eukaryota; Metazoa; Arthropoda; Insecta; Coleoptera; Chrysomelidae.